This is a messenger RNA of Athene cunicularia (burrowing owl), 3927 nucleotides long. RefSeq names its product peroxisomal biogenesis factor 13 (gene PEX13). Gene Ontology annotation, molecular function: protein binding. NCBI's taxonomy places the organism in Eukaryota, Metazoa, Chordata, Aves, Strigiformes, Strigidae. Gene Ontology annotation, cellular component: peroxisomal importomer complex; peroxisomal membrane; peroxisome. The transcript has 5 exons. The record is from RefSeq and is a predicted model, not a curated record. Gene Ontology annotation, biological process: protein import into peroxisome matrix, docking. The coding region runs from base 1 to 1524 and encodes 507 amino acids.
AUGGGUCUCCGCGUGCAGGCACCGGCCCACCACGCAGCCCCGAACCCAUCUGCAGCGCUUCUGGCCUCCUGUGGGAGCCCGUUCCCGCCUUUUCCCCCUGUUCCCGCCUCAGCUCACGCGAGGCGCCUCAGUGUGAGGGGGCUGUCUGCUGACUUGGGUGACAACCUGCUGACCAGGCCCGGACCACCCACAGUUGCACGAAUACCUCCGCCUAUUUUACCAAGACCGUCACAGCAAACAGGAAGCAGUAGUCUGAGCACUUUAAGGCCAGCCUAUAGCAAUUCUUUUUCUCCAGGCUAUGGUUCAUAUGGAACCUCUUUUUAUGGAAGCUAUAGCCCUUACAGUUACGGAUAUGGUGGUUUGGGUUAUAACCGCUUUCGUGCAGACGAUAUCCCUCCCAGCAGGUCUGCUGACUUGGGUGACAACCUGCUGACCAGGCCCGGACCACCCACAGUUGCACGAAUACCUCCGCCUAUUUUACCAAGACCGUCACAGCAAACAGGAAGCAGUAGUCUGAGCACUUUAAGGCCAGCCUAUAGCAAUUCUUUUUCUCCAGGCUAUGGUUCAUAUGGAACCUCUUUUUAUGGAAGCUAUAGCCCUUACAGUUACGGAUAUGGUGGUUUGGGUUAUAACCGCUUUCGUGCAGACGAUAUCCCUCCCAGCAGGUUUGUUCAGCAGGCUGAAGAGAGCAGCAGAGGUGCAUUUCAGUCCAUUGAAAGUAUUGUGCAUGCGUUUGCCUCAGUCAGCAUGAUGAUGGAUGCUACAUUUUCAGCUGUGUACAACAGUUUCAGAGCUGUGUUGGAUGUAGCCAACCACUUCUCCCGCCUCAAAGUGCACUUCACAAAGGUGUUUUCAGCUUUUGCUUUAGUGAGAACUAUAAGGUAUCUCUACCAACGCCUACAGCGAUUACUGGGUCUGCGAAAGAGCUCUGAGAAUGAAGAUUUGUGGGCUGAAAGUGAGGGGACAGUAGCUCGCGUUGGCCUUGAAGAUAAGGUGGCUAACUCUGCAAAAUCCUGGCCCAUUUUCUUGUUUUUUGCUGUUAUAAUGGGAGGUCCCUAUCUGAUUUGGAAACUGCUUUCUACAUACAGUGAUGAAGAAACAGUAUCUAGUAACUGGGCGAGUGGAGAAGAUGAUCAUGUAGUUGGAAGAGCAGAAUAUGAUUUCAGUGCUCUCUCAGAAGAAGAAAUUUCCUUCCGUGCUGGUGACAUGCUAAAAUUAGCACCCAAAGAACAACAACCUAAAAUCCGUGGUUGGCUUUUGGCUAGUUAUGAUGGCCAAACAACAGGACUUGUGCCCGCUAAUUACAUCAAAAUCCUGGGCAAAAGAAGAGGUAGGAAAACAGUGGACCUGGAAAAGGUUACAGAACAACGGCCAGCCUUUACCAGCCCAUCUGUUAAAGGAUCUACUGCUACUGUGACUUUAGAGGAGCAGGAGGCUGCUUUUGAUUCUGUUUUUGCUGGAAGUAAUAAAGUUCCUGUUGCACCUGACUCCACUGUGGUUAGCGAAAAGAAACAGGAACUCUAAUGCACCUUCAUCAACAAAGCAACUGAACUGUGCUUUAUUGAUAAAACUUAGGUUUGCUGAAUAUCUGUUUUGUAGUGGAACACUGAUGGGUCUGUACCAGUUACUGCUGCUACUGACUGGUGGAGGGACGGAGAAAUGAUUGCUCAAAUUUGUAGUAUUUAUUUUUGACUCACCUAUGGCUGUACAUUAGUGAUUCUACCCCACCAUCUGGCAGCCACUCUUAAGACCUUGAGAUGAGAAUUGAGGCAUUUAUAAAAAAGCAAACAAAUAAACAAAAAAAGGGACUGCCAGCCUGUUCUUGCAGAGGAGACAAACUGUUGGUGAAAUCUGGAGAUUAACAUCCAGUCUUCAUUAGAAUGUUGGCUUGACAAGAGGUCUCUUCAAUAGAUCUGUAAGAUGUCCUACAAAACUGGACGCUGAGGACCAUAAAAUAGCGAUACUGCAUUGUUUCCCCAUGAAAGGAGGGAGAAUUGCAAGAGAAUUCGGUGACACAAUUGAAUCAUUAAAAGUUCCAAGUUGCUUGAUUGGAGCAGAAGUAGAGCUUCUGUCAUAAAGACCUUAGCUCUUGUAAAAAAGGGAAUUGUGGGAUGGGGAGGAGAAAUACAGUUUACAAACAAAGAGCAAUGAGGCUUCAGCAAUAGUUCUAACCAGUUCUCUUGUUUAUUAAAAGAACAUUAGAACGAAGGGUAUCCUGUAGGCAGGCACUUUCCACCGUUACUCCCUUCUGUGGGAAACAAACUUUCCAUCACUCCUAGCCAUUUUGUGUUGGAGCCUGUUAACUGCCUAUCAAUAGUUCAUGAACUACCACCUGCAUCACAACUUUAUUAUUUUUAUAUGAAUGUCAGAAUAUCUAUCCUGCCUUUUAGUGUGGUAGGCAAGCAUUGGUUUGGAGGACAUUGACCCUAAGUGGCAAAGGAAAAGUAACAUUUCUUGCUUCAUUGUCUCAGUUAGAUAAGGUCUUGGAGUUAACUCCUUAAGCUGCCUUACAGGUGGUAAAUUUUGCAUCUGCCCGUAAAAUUUGAGGGCUCUGGUUUAUCAAAAGCCAUAAAAACAUUAAGACUGUUCAGAGUAUUUACUAUUUUCUUCAUACUGGUGUUUGAGAAUUCUGUAUUAAAAUACUGUUUUGGGUUGUUUGUUUUUUUAAUGAAGCAAAGAUAAUUAAAACUUUUUUCCUUGUAGAGUAUGUGUAUAACACGUUCAGCUUCUGAAGUUUAGAGCAGUCGAUAAAGUAACUAAAGCUUGUCUUAAUCAUUAAAACAGCUUUUCUUUUUUAUUUUAAAGUUACUCAGAAGUAUUAGUAAAAGUAGGGCACGUGCCUUUGCUUAAUUGAUCCAGUAGUUUUGUUUUGACUGUUUCAACAGACCUUCAAUGCCCAUUAUAUGUUAGCUAAGCUUUCAGUACUUUAAUUACAUUUGCUGGCUUUGAGUUCUUAGAAUUCCUUUCAGCACAACAAAACUCUGACAAGAAAAAUAGAAGUGAGCACACUUCUAUUGAGGUAGAAUGGUUGAAAAAGCAGGUAUUAUGCUGGAACCUUGGAUUUUAAAGAAAACUCUGAAUGCCUGUUGAUAAUCAGAGCAAGAAUUUAAGUGGUUGUGCUCAGGUAUUGGGAGAUGGUGCGAAAUUUUUUUUUUUUUUUAGUAGAUUGUUAGAUCUUCAAGUGUAGAGGAAAAGGAAAGAGUAGCUCUUUGAAACUUGAAACUACGUUUACUAGGUUUAAAACAGAAUAUGUUCCCAAGACGUUUCCCUGUGUACCAGGGCACUGGAGAAAAUUACCUGUAUUUGGACAUGACAUCUGUUGUUGAAAUGAAAAUAGCAAAACAAUCCUGAAAUAUAAAAUACAGAGAGGAAAAAACAGGGGUGUAGGCAGGUAUCAAGUGUACAGUUCUGCUUACACUGUGUAUUCCUGGAUGGAAUUAAUUUAGUUUUGUGCAAUUUAAUUAAUGGGCUGUCGUCCUCUCUUGUGUCAGUGAAAGAUUUCAAUCAGAGGAAGGGCAUUUUGAAUAAAUGAAUAAAUAAACCCCAAACUUAGUGUAGAGUAUCUCUUCAAGUAGACUUCUGUUUUCCUGCUCAGAACAAAUUGGGAAGACAGUACCAUGAUAUUUGUUGGAAUCUUUAAAUCUUAUUCAUUUUUAGUAUGAACUGAAAGUGAAAUUAUUACUUCUAUUUUCAAAACAUUUUUUUUAGUAGGAAGAGAGGUUAUUAAUAACUCCACUGACUUGUCUUUAGUUUGACUUAGUCUACAAAUUGCUGUCAUAACAGUAUCUGCUAAAUGUUGACAAGAAUUUUGAUCCUUUCAACCUUAUGAUUACUUUAAUGGGAAAAAAAGGCUCUGAGGAAAUGAAGUUAUUGAACUCGGUUAAUUGUACUGAUUGCAGAAGGGUAUUAAAGUUCAUUGAAGUAAAA